This is a messenger RNA of Drosophila serrata, 1184 nucleotides long. RefSeq lists its product as uncharacterized. NCBI's taxonomy places the organism in Eukaryota, Metazoa, Arthropoda, Insecta, Diptera, Drosophilidae. The record is from RefSeq and is a predicted model, not a curated record. Gene Ontology annotation, molecular function: DNA binding.
UGUGUAGCCCUGGUGUACCGGUGCUGCCAACUCGGUGAACGCCAUCGCGGUUGAAUUUGCCAUGAGCGUCAACAUUGGGAGCAGAAAUAUGUUUAUAAUAAAUGCUCCCGACGAGGAGGAGAAGUGCACCGAAGCACAGCUGGACAUUCUGCUCAAGAUCAACACGGGCGAGUACAGGCUGGUGAAGAAGAACAAGCGCAGCUCCGUGUGGAACGUCUAUCGGGAAAUUGCCCGCUCCGAUGGAACGAAGCUGAAGUGGCGCUACUUUUGCCUGGGCUGCAAGCGGGUUAUGCAGUCUUCUGGCGGCACCACCUCCAAUCUGCGCAUCCACAAGUGCCAUGUGCGAUAUCUUAAGCAAAAUGGUGGAAGUCGGAGUCCCUCUGGCGACGCCUCUUACCGCUCUCCUUCUCCCCGCGCAGCACCAGCAGCAUCACAGACGCCACGCAGCCAGCAGAGUACCGAGCAGCGAGCACCGGUGGCAAUGGUCAGGAGAGCACCAAACUUUGCAUCACAGUUUGAGCAGCUUUACGAAGUCAGACCGAAUACGCUUAAAAAGUACACCGACAUGGAGGACGAUACGGAAGAGAGUCAUCUGGAGGAAGAAGCGGAUGACGCAGACCAGAUUAUCGAAUCUGAGCGCAUCCUGGAGCCCACGUCCUCGCCACCCAAGCCACGCCCCUUGUUAAAACUCUUUUCGGAGGACUCAUGGUCUUGUGAGCCGGAACUGGACCCAGAAGAGCCAGAAGAGUCCGUGCUGGAUGAACAGACGCCGAUUGAACUCGACCACAACGACAUCCAGCAGAAGCCUGUGGACGAUUACAAGGAGGAGAUACUCCAGCCGAAGACACUAGCAACUAACAACCAAUUCAAUGCCAGCGCCCUUUCCGAAGCGGAAUGCUAUGCCAAAUCCUGGGCACAUGCCUUUCUGCGUCUGAGCGAUGAGCAAAAGUUCUACGCGAAGCGAUCCAUAGACGAACUUCUAGUCCUGGGGCGGCUGGAGAAACUUAGCAUUUCGACGGUGACAUCGUUAACAACAAACUUGUAGCAAUAUAGUAUAAUAUAAAUAUCGUAAAUAUCCUAUAUCCCUAGCCUAAGACAUCCUCAUUUCAUUUUUUACUUUAAGCUAAAACGUACUUUUAAGUUAGUAAAGACUUUUAACUUUGUAAACUAUCCAAACCAAAAAA